ACCCAUCAUCAUUCUUCUUGAACCCUAAUUCCCCUUCUCCCUCGUCUGCAUAUUGAAUUCCAGAUUUUGCAUCUUCAAUUCCAGAGUUUGGGGACACAACAACAGAUUGAAGAAGAGGUAUUUAUGGAAGAUGAUCUCACCUUACAUUUCUUUUUUUAUGGUGAAGAUGUUGAAUGAAUUUUGUUGAUGUGAUUACUGAAAUCCAUGUUUAUGCGUAAAAUUGCUGAAAUCACGUCUGAAAUUGUUGCCGAAAUCAUGUUUAUUUAACUAUGUCUGCAUCUCCCGAUUCCUACAUUCUCGCAUAGCCUCAGCGCCGCACAUAUUGGUGCGCUUCAGCGUGGCUUUGGCUUGAGGCGCGGGAGAUGAUAGGGGGUGGUCGAGUGAAACUCAAGGGAUGGCAGCAAGCUGCUGUUGCAGUUAGAUCAGCUGUUGGAGCGUUGUUGGAUCCGCGAAGAGCUGAUUUGAUAGCUGCUCUUGGGGAGACCACUGGAAAGCCUGCAUUUCAAAGGGUUCUUGAGAGAAUGAAGACAAGUCCAGAAGGGAGGGCUGUACUACUGGAGCGCCCUCGUGUCAUCUUUGCUAACGUAGGGCAUGCAUGGGACCUUCCGCCAAACACAUUUGGUGCGACUUAUGCUAAGUUUAUGGGAUCCAGGAACUUCUCUCCUGAUGACAGGCCACCUAUCAGGUUCAUGGAAACAGAAGAAAUAGCCCAUCUUGCAACACGCGCUCGUGAAGUGCACGACUUCUGGCACACCCUGUUUGACCUACCUACCAAUUUGAUUGGCGAAUCAGCAUUGAAGGUCAUAGAAUUUGAGCAGAUGCUUCUCCCCAUGUGCGCCCUAUCGGUUGCAGGGGGGACUGCCCGAUUCAGCCAAAGUCAGAGGAAUUUGUUCUACCAGCAUUACUUCCCUUGGGCUCUCCGUGCAGGCGUGAGAUGCACUGAUCUGAUGUGUGUGUAUUAUGAGCGCCAUUUUGAUGAGGACUUGGAAGAUGUUCGUUGGAGAUGGGGAAUUGUUCCUGCUCCUCCUCCCCCGCUACGUGCAGCCUGAAAUCAACACGUAGUUCUUUCCCCUUAAGAAUAAAGCAGAGAGCUUUUCUUUCCUUACAAUGUGAUAGUAGCCUUUCUGAUCUUGUAUCAUAAUUUUACUGGCUUAUUUUUGUAACAGGAUUUGUUUUUUUAGGAGCU
This is a messenger RNA of Salvia miltiorrhiza (redroot sage), 1186 nucleotides long. Its product is annotated as ubiquinone biosynthesis protein COQ4 homolog, mitochondrial-like. Gene Ontology annotation, biological process: ubiquinone biosynthetic process. The transcript is spliced from 2 exons. The record is from RefSeq and is a predicted model, not a curated record. The coding region runs from base 363 to 1049 and encodes 228 amino acids. Gene Ontology annotation, cellular component: mitochondrial inner membrane. Lineage: Eukaryota; Viridiplantae; Streptophyta; Magnoliopsida; Lamiales; Lamiaceae.